Molecule: messenger RNA, 1659 nt
Organism: Balearica regulorum gibbericeps (East African grey crowned-crane)
Lineage: Eukaryota; Metazoa; Chordata; Aves; Gruiformes; Gruidae
Source: RefSeq, a predicted model, not a curated record
UCCGAGAGCGACCCGGCCCGGCAGCAGAGCGAGGAGGCAUCGCCCCAGGAGCAGCAGAAGGCUCCCCCCGUCGCGGGAGGCUUCAACGGCAAUAAAGCCCCGGGGCUGAAGUACGAGGAGAUUGACUGUCUGAUCAAUGACGAGCACACCGUUAAAGGGAGGAGGGAAGGCAACGAAGUCUUCCUGCCGUUCAGCUGGGUAGAGAAAUACUUUGAGGUUUAUGGGAAAAUUGCUCAGUACGAUGGUUAUGACAGGUUUGAAUUCUCUCAUAGCUACUCCAAAGUAUACACACAGCGAGCACCUUACCACCCCGACGGGGUCUUCAUGUCCUUCGAGGGCUACAACGUAGAGGUUCGAGACAGAGUGAAGUGCAUAAGUGGUGUUGAAGGUGUGCCGUUAUCCACGCAGUGGGGACCUCAAGGCUAUUUCUACCCCAUCCAGAUUGCGCAGUACGGGUUAAGUCACUACAGCAAAAACCUGACGGAGAAACCACCUCACAUCGAGGUGUACGAGACGGCUGAAGAGAAGGACAAAACCGGCAGGUCCGCGGACUGGACGGUGCCGAAAGGCUGCUCUCUGUCCACAGUGUCCGAUAAAGCCAAGUUCACGAGCGUCAAACAGUUUGUCGCUCCAGAAAAUACUGAGGGAGUAUCUCUGCAGCUUGGGAACACCCGAGAUUUUAUUAUUUCUUUUGAUCUCAAGUUCGUAACGAACGGGAGCGUUUCGGUGGUUCUCGAGACGACAGAGAAGAACCAGCUCUUCACCGUGCACUACGUCUCCAACACCCAGCUCAUCGCUUUCAAGGACCGAGACAUCUACUACGGCAUUGGUCCCAGGACUAGCUGGAGCACCCUCACCAGGGACCUGGUGACCGACCUGCGGAAAGGCGUUGGCCUCUCGAACACGAAAGCUGUGAAGCAGACCAAAAUCAUGCCCAAGAGAGUGGUGAGGUUGGUAGCAAAGGGAAGAGGCUUCCUCGAUAAUGUCACCAUCUCAGCCACCGCUCACAUGGCGGCCUUUUUUGCUGCCAGCAACUGGCUGGUGAGGAACCAGGACGAGAGGGGCGGCUGGCCCAUCAUGGUGACGAGGAAGCUGGGGGAAGGAUUUAAGUCCUUGGACCCAGGCUGGUACUCGGCCAUGGCGCAAGGACAGGCCAUCUCGACGCUGGUGCGGGCGUACCUGCUGACGAAGGACCACGCGUUCCUCAGCUCGGCUCUGCGGGCGACGGCGCCGUACAAGCUGCCGUCGGAGCAGCGCGGGGUGAAAGCCGUCUUCAUGAACCGGCACGACUGGUACGAGGAGUACCCGACCUCGCCCAGCUCCUUCGUGCUCAACGGUUUCAUGUACUCCUUAAUCGGGCUGUAUGACUUGAAAGAAACGGCCGGGGAGAAGCUGGGGAAGGAGGCGCGGGUGCUCUACGAGCGGGGCAUGGAGUCCCUGAAGGCCAUGCUUCCCCUCUACGACACCGGCUCAGGGACCAUCUACGACCUGCGGCACUUCAUGCUCGGCACCGCUCCCAACCUGGCGCGAUGGGACUAUCACACCACCCACAUCAACCAGCUCCAGCUCCUCAGCACCAUAGAUGAGUCUCCCAUCUUCAAAGAGUUCGUCAAGAGGUGGAAGAGCUACCUGCGAGGCGGCCGGGCAAAGCACAACUAG